CACACGUGCUAAAAGUUUUCACAAGCACCGUAACAAUCCUGAACAACAGUUCCAGCUGCUAAAUAGCCUUCCCUGCUGCCCUGGAUUACUGCUACUGUGUGGAUGAGAAGUGUUCUCAGGAUCUGACUCAUCUGUAGGAUCUCAGAGAAAGGUUAGGAUGGACAAAAUCUUCAGCCGCUGUAGAGAAUAUUAACAACUCGCUAUUUUCCAUCCGACCAAACACCUCAGUACCAGGUCAGUAUUCUACACAUUGCGGUCUCUACACUCCUGCUUCUGUUAUCAGCUCACACAUAGACGUGCCGUGUACCCAUUAUGGAGAUGGACAACUUAGCAGAUGGAGAAGAUGCUCAUAUGUUGAACGGAAGCGUGUCGGAAAGCCUGAACACAAGAGCAACACUGGAGGAAGGUACAAAGGCCAGAGAAAAACAAGGAAUACAAGGAAGAGUGGGAAUGGGUAAAUCAAGAUAUGAAGCUGAAGAGCCAGCCAGCCAAGAGCAGGAGGGAUUCCUGAAACAUGUCUCCAGUCAGAAAACCCAUUUCACUGACUUCGAAGGCAAGACGUCAUUUGGGAUGUCAGUGUUUAACCUGGGCAAUGCCAUUAUGGGCAGUGGGAUCUUAGGCCUGGCCUAUGCAAUGUCGAACACGGGGAUCAUUCUUUUCGUGAUCCUUUUAAUAUGCAUUGCUGUCUUGUCUGCUUAUUCCAUCCAUCUCCUCCUGAAGUGUUCAGGUGUUGUUGGUAUACGUGCCUACGAACAGCUUGGAAUGAGAGCAUUUGGACCUGUGGGGAAGAUUUUGGCAGCGUUAAUUAUAACCAUCCAUAAUGUGGGCGCUAUGUCCAGUUAUUUAUACAUUAUUAAAUCCGAGCUGCCACUCGUCAUCCAGACUUUCAUGGGGUUGACCGCGAAAACUGACGCUUGGUAUUUCCAAGGUAACCUGCUCAUCAUCAUUGUCACAAUCCUCAUCAUUCUCCCCCUCGCUCUCAUGAAACAUCUUGGUUAUCUGGGCUAUACAAGUGGCUUCUCUCUAAGCUGUAUGGUCUUCUUCUUGUGUGCGGUCAUAUACAAGAAGACUGUAAUACCUUGUCCUCUAAGCAACUCAACAACCACGGAGCAUAACCUCUACACUAAUGGCUACAAUACUACUUCUGCCACAGGGGAGGCGUGCACAGCUAAGAUGUUUACUCUCAACACUCAGACUGCAUAUGCCAUCCCUAUCGUUGCUUUUGCUUUUGUUUGCCACCCUGAAGUCCUGCCCAUAUAUACCGAGCUCCGCAGAGCUACCAAGUCCCGGAUGCAGAAUGUGGCCAACGUAUCCAUCCUUGCCAUGUUCAUCAUGUACCUGUUGACUGCAAUUUUUGGCUACUUGACUUUCUAUGGUGAAGUGGAAUCGGAGAUGUUGCACACAUACAUGAUGGUGGACCCUCUCGAUAAACUGAUGCUGUGUGUCCGCGUUGCUGUAUUGGUGGCCGUCACCCUCACUGUGCCAGUUGUCUUGUUCCCGAUCCGCAGAGCCAUCCAGCAGCUAGUCUGCCCAGGACAGGACUUUCGCUGGUGGAGACACAUCCUUAUUGCCGUGUGCUUGCUUUUUGUGGUCAACUUGCUGGUGAUCUUUAUUCCAAACAUCAAAGAUAUUUUUGGCGUCAUUGGAGCCACUUCAGCACCAAGCCUGAUUUUCAUCCUUCCAAGCAUAUUCUAUAUAAGAAUUGUUCCUAAUGAAAAGGAGCCACUGUUUUCUCGCCAAAAAAUUCAGGCUGCCAUCUUUGCCGCCUUGGGCUUCGUAUUUAUGAUCAUGAGUUUGAGUUUUAUCAUUGUGGACUGGACGACAACGGGAAAAAGCAACGUCGGGGGUCACUAGCCCCUACUUGGUUCCCCUCUCCCACUGGAUAAGGACAUUAGGCCAGUUCUCCUGAGACCUGUGUAGGCUCAAAGGACAGGUCUGUUGACCACAUCAAGAUCAGAAUAUUGGUUAUCGUUGCGGAAUUCAGGAGCAGCUGGCCAACAGGAGAGAGGGGCUCUCAGUCAUUGCAGGACAAGAUGAUGUAUGCCAAAAAAGUGCCCCAAGCCCAGAAUCACCUCCCCAUCCCCCCAGCUGCUGCAAGACGUCACUACAAUCACUGUUUGUGUUGCUUCCUUCUUCUUUGGUGUCUCGGUAACUGCAGGACCUUGACUGUCAGUCCUGUACACCAGUCGCUGGGGCAUACAGCGGUUUCCCUUGAGAAUUCAUGCAUGCCAGGUCACUUAUCCCCUGAUCUGUACCAAAAUCGUCAAAUCACAGUGCAUCUACCUCACUGACCCUGCAAGGCAAGGGUAUCUGUGUGUCGCACUCAGGGGGUUAGGUCAUCUCUCUGAGAUAGGCCACAGCACAAAUACACAGCAUUAUCAUGUGCCAUGUAGCACCACACAGUGAUACAGAGUAUCUCCAGGUGUCUGAAAACUGCCUUCACAUCCUUCCUUGGUGACUAUACAUCCUGAAGUAGAAUCACUACACUGCCUUUUUUAACAGGUCUGAAAUGACGUCUCCAAUUUACGGUUACAGAAGCCAUACAGGUUUUUUAUUGUAAGUGCCCUUGUUAUGUAAAGGACUUGAGACAGUUAAUGGAUUGGGAGCCACCCAUCCAUAAGGCAGCUGGUUCCAUCCAAGAAAGCGAUACUCUCUGCCCGACAAUCAAUCCUCCGUCCCGAUCACUGUGAAUCCUGUGGGAUCGCUGCGCCAUUUGAAUCAAUUGGCCUUCCCAUGUAACACACUCGCACACGUGUUGUGCUCAUGGAGAGCAGCUGAAAAUAUCUUGGUUUACAUGUGUGGAUUGUUAACUGAUCGAAUAUUUUAAUAAAUUUUAAACAAGU
Molecule: messenger RNA, 2843 nt
Organism: Rana temporaria (common frog)
Lineage: Eukaryota; Metazoa; Chordata; Amphibia; Anura; Ranidae
Gene: SLC38A5
Product: solute carrier family 38 member 5
Exons: 18
Coding region: 313-1854 (513 amino acids)
Biological process (GO): L-glutamine transport; glycine transport; L-histidine transmembrane transport
Molecular function (GO): L-glutamine transmembrane transporter activity; glycine transmembrane transporter activity
Source: RefSeq, a predicted model, not a curated record